This is a messenger RNA of Stylonychia lemnae, 1191 nucleotides long. The record is from the annotation of a GenBank genome assembly. NCBI's taxonomy places the organism in Eukaryota, Ciliophora, Spirotrichea, Sporadotrichida, Oxytrichidae.
AUGGAUCACCAACAAGAAAUUGCAGAAAUUUUAUCUCAACACUCACAACAACCUGUAGAGGAGUUCAACAAGAACAACUUCUCACAGCACAACAGUCAAUUCCAAGCUCCAGCUGGCGUAAGUUUCCAUCUAGAUCUAACAUUUUAGGGACAGUAAUAGAACAUCCUCCAAAAUGCAAACAAUCUUGCAUCUCAGUACAGCUACUUCACCUAGACUCAAGGACCACUCCCAGAGCCACUUUUGGAAGAAAAUCCAAACAGAUUUGUUAUCCUACCUAUCAAAUACAAUGAUAUCUGGAAAAUGUACAAAGAUCAAAUGGCUGCAUUCUGGACUUCAGAAGAAAUUGAUCUAGCUACUGAUAUUAAGGAUUGGGAGAGACUCAAUGACAACGAGAGACACUUUAUUAAGCAUGUUCUAGCCUUCUUUGCUGCUUCUGACGGUAUAGUUAAUGAAAAUUUGGCUCAGAGAUUCUGCACUGAAAUCUAAGUGCCUGAGGCUAGAUGUUUCUAUGGAUUCCAGAUGAUGAUGGAGAACAUCCACAGUGAAACUUAUUCUCUUCUUAUUGACACUUUAAUUAGUGACCCACAAGAAAAAGAAUUUCUCUUCAAAGCUGUCCACAAUAUACCAGUAGUAGCUAAAAAAGCUGAUUGGGCACUCAAAUGGAUUGGAGAGACCGCUCAAUUCGCCGAGAGACUUGUAGCCUUCGCAGCUGUUGAGGGCAUAUUCUUUUCUGGCUCCUUCUGCUCAAUUUUCUGGCUAAAGAAGCGUGGUCUUAUGCCAGGUCUCACAUUCUCAAAUGAAUUGAUUUCAAGAGACGAAGGUAUGCACACCGAUUUCGCGUGUCUCCUCUACAAGCACAUCAACAAUAAAAUCUCCAACGAGAGAAUCCUUGAGAUUAUCUCCAACGCAGUAACUAUUGAAUUGGAGUUCGUAAGUGAGUCACUACCAGUCGAGUUGAUCGGUAUGAACUCAAAACUCAUGAGUCAGUACAUCAUGUUCGUUGCAGACAGACUUCUAUUUGCCCUAGGAGUACCAAAGUACUAUCAAGUCGAGAAUCCAUUUGAAUGGAUGGACAUGAUUUCUUUAACAGGCAAAACUAACUUCUUUGAAAAGAGAGUCGGUGAGUACCAGAAGGCCAACGUUAAACAAACAAAGGAGGACAAGGUUUUCACUCUUGAUGCUGACUUCUGA